UUACCAAAACGAGUAUACAAAUCAAACUACUUUCGUUGACCUUCUUUUUUCCACAGCAUUCUACAACCCCAUUGGCUGCUAGUCUAAACAGCCUUGUUAUGAAUUACACAAGAUCACCUAAGCGCGGCUAAGCCACACCUUCUCUUCUCUCCCAGCUUCUGGUAAAUGCACCCGCCUCUGACCUAUCAACCCAUUUUCCCUUUCUCGUUCAUCUUCAAACUCCAAAAACCCUAAUUUGCAGAAACCCUCAUAUCAAAUUUUCGACUUACUGAAUACGCUCCGGUUUAAAUUUGUCGGCUUUAAAGUGAUGUCAGAGAAGUUCUCGGCGACGCUUCGAAUUGGAGAUCUCAACGAUUUCAUAGCGCCAUCUCAGGCUUGCAUAGUCUCUCUCAAAGGACUCAAAGCCUCCUCAACCAAGCCCUCUGCUAAGCCUGAGGUUUCAACUUCUAGCAAGCAAUUGAAAACAGAACCAGUUAAAAUUUCACUCAAAGAUUGCUUAGCAUGCAGUGGGUGUGUAACAUCAGCGGAGACAGUUAUGCUGGAGAAGCAAAGUUUGGAUGAGUUCCUUUUUAAUAUUGAUAAGGGAAAAGCUGUCAUUGUCUCCCUAUCUCCCCAAUCAAGAGCUUCACUUGCCGUGUAUUUUGGAAUUUCACCACUUCAGGUCUUUAGGAAACUCACGACUUUUUUUAAGUCAUUGGGUGUAAAGGCUAUAUUUGAUACAAGUUGCAGUAGAGAUUUAACUCUUGUUGAAUCUUGUAAUGAGUUCAUCACAAGGUACAAAAAAAGCCAGUCAACGGAUGAUAAAAGCUGUCAAUCUUCCUUGCCCAUGAUUUCAUCAGCGUGCCCAGGUUGGAUAUGCUAUGCUGAAAAGCAACUUGGAUCCUAUGUUCUUCCUUAUAUUUCUUCAGUGAAGAGUCCCCAGCAAACAAUUGGAGUUAUUGUUAAAAAUAAUAUAUGCCAAAAAAUGGGUCUUAGGCCGGCUGAUGUGUACCAUGUGACUGUGAUGCCUUGUUAUGAUAAGAAGCUUGAGGCUUCACGUGAUGACUUCGUUUUUGAAGUUGAACAAUCCAAAACUAAUGAGAAUGAAGGUCUUAUGGUUUCAGAGGUAGAUUCGGUGUUGACAUCUGGGGAAGUUUUAGAAUUGAUACAGUUAAAAGGAGUUGAUUUUAAAGGCUUAGAAGAGUCUCCUCUGGAUAGCAUGUUGACAAAUUUUAAUGAAGGGCAUCUUUAUGGAGUCCAGGGAAGCUCUGGGGGUUAUGCAGAAACAAUAUUCCGUUAUGCGGGUAAAGUGCUCUUUGGAAGAGAAGUCAAAGGCCCUGUUGAUUUCAGAACUAUUAAAAAUUCAGACUUCCAGGAAGUGACUUUGGAAGUGGAAGGGAAGACCGUAUUGAAAUUUGCACUAUGUUACGGUUUCCGGAACCUGCAAAACAUUGUCAGGAAAAUUAAAAUUGGAAAAUGUGAUUAUCAUUUUCUAGAGAUCAUGGCAUGCCCUUCAGGUUGCUUGAAUGGUGGAGGACAGAUUAAGCCACAGCCUGGGCAAUCUGCAAAGGAGUUGAUUCAGUUAUUACAAACAGCCUAUAUGGAAAACGUUUUGAUAGCGGAUCCUUUUGGAAACCCUUUAGUGCAAAGCUUAUACGAUGAGUGGCUUGAGCAUCCUGGUUCAGAGAAGGCUAAGCGACUCUUUCACACAGAUUACCACCCUGUUGUGAAAAGCAUAAGUUCUCAGUUACACAAUUGGUAAAUGAUUGACUUAACCUCCCGAACUCCAGUUUUCUCAACAAGGUGCGAACAUCCCUAGACAGUCCCUACUGAGUGCCGAGGCUAGUCAUCGUCUGGGAGCCUGUCAAAU
Molecule: messenger RNA, 1849 nt
Organism: Prunus avium (sweet cherry)
Lineage: Eukaryota; Viridiplantae; Streptophyta; Magnoliopsida; Rosales; Rosaceae
Gene: NAR1
Product: ferredoxin hydrogenase
Source: RefSeq, a predicted model, not a curated record